AUGGCUCUUACUCAACCGUCAACUUCGGAGAGGACGAUCCGCAAAAUUGACAUUGCCCAGGUGUCCCUUAGCCUCCAGGAUCGGUUAGGCCUCGCCAAAGUCAAGUAUCAGAACGGACGUCUACAGGCACUCGGACCAAACCAUAAUGGCGGAAUACAGGUGUGCUUGGGAAGUGACAGGCCGUCGGAUUCUUCGUCGGAGGUCUCGCACAGUCGGAGUGAAACCCCAUUGACUCCGCCUCCCUUGCCAAACUCGUCAUAUUCCAAGGAGCUCCCUCGAUCGUCUCGGAAUAGACAUGCAGCAACUUUCGAUUCAAAGGCAAUGCAGCCUAUGCUGUCUGCCAGCCGAAAGCGUCUGCGAUCCGACUCGAUUACAGAUCGUACGGUCAAAGCCCCCCGGGUGUCUUGGAAGAGUUCACACCACCUGCCCGAAUCGUCUCCAGGCUUCAACCGACAGCACCUGAACCGACACCUUCCCCUCCCCUUCAUGUCAGAUAUCCCCGAGUAUUCCUCACCGGCGUAUCCUCAUCACUCAGAAGACGACAAUGACCCCGACCUCCCCGUUCACAGUUUUCAGCAUGUCAGCUCGAUGGCAGGCUCUUCACCUCCCCGCACGCCUCCUCCCAAGCACGCCCGUCUAUCCCGGAACGACCGACAAUUGCGGCAUGCAGACGGAGCAGAUUUGCUUCUGUACCUGGCCAAUUCCCCAACACCAGCCAAGUCUCAGCAGGUGCGGGAUUUCCCACCGUCGACUCCUCCGAGCCAGCACGCCGCUCUGCCCUCGUUGACCCCGACUCCUGGCGGCGGCGGCGUCUUCCCCAACUUCGGUACCCCGAACCAACAGUUCAACUUUGCCGACUUUGUGAAUGUGACACCCAGUCCGGCACAACCUCCCUGGGGCGGUCGCACGCCUGGAGGGCCCUCGAAAACACCCCUUGCCAACAAGGAGCGAAAGAGAUCUAAUCUCGACGGCCUGCUGCCGCCGAGUACGGACAGCCCGAGGAACCGCGGAAAGGGGCCUGCCAUGGUCCUCCAACUCGGUGAAGAGCUGCGACCGGAAAAAAGCAAAUAA
Messenger RNA from Aspergillus tubingensis, 1071 nucleotides. RefSeq lists its product as uncharacterized. The record is from RefSeq and is a predicted model, not a curated record. Lineage: Eukaryota; Fungi; Ascomycota; Eurotiomycetes; Eurotiales; Aspergillaceae. The transcript is spliced from 2 exons. The coding region runs from base 1 to 1071 and encodes 356 amino acids.